Messenger RNA from Pseudomassariella vexata, 2040 nucleotides. Its product is annotated as PLC-like phosphodiesterase. Gene Ontology annotation, molecular function: phosphatidylinositol-4,5-bisphosphate phospholipase C activity. The coding region runs from base 1 to 2040 and encodes 679 amino acids. The transcript is spliced from 2 exons. Lineage: Eukaryota; Fungi; Ascomycota; Sordariomycetes; Amphisphaeriales; Pseudomassariaceae. The record is from RefSeq and is a predicted model, not a curated record. Gene Ontology annotation, biological process: phosphatidylinositol-mediated signaling; lipid metabolic process.
AUGUCCCCGACCGUUAUCCACCUCCAUGGAGAUGAUGGAGAUGGACCUGGUGACACCAGGAAGGACAUUUACUUGAGCGCCGCCAUACAAAAACACUUGAGAAAGCAGUACGAUUACUUGCGAAGGGGGGAGUUGUUAUUAUCUCGUGAAAAGUUUCAGGACUUUCUCAUCCACAACCAAGGCGAGACAGCACCAAAAUUAAACCAGGAAAGGUACAAAUUCGAGCAAUUCCUGGAAGUUUGGUGGCUCAAGUACGGGCUUGAGGCAGAACAGCCUGCAUCAAUUGAAAACAAAGAUCUAUCGAAGCCCAUCAGCAAUUACUUCAUCAGCAGCAGUCAUAACACUUAUCUAUCCGGCAAUCAGCUGUCUGGGAGGAGCAGCGCUGAUGCGUACACAAAGGUACUUCUUCGAGGAUGCCGUUGUGUGGAAAUUGAUGUAUGGGAUGGGGACUCUCCUGACUCAAGUCCGGACAGGUCCCCCAAAUCGCGAUCGAAACAAGACCAUACACGCCAUCUUUCCGGCAGCAGUCUCCACAGCGCUGCAGCGACUCUGAUGGAUGUAGUGGAGGAAAAGUUCAAGCAUGCCAAAAACUUGAUAGCCGAGGACCAACUCCAGCCCGAAGCCCGUGCCGUCACCUCCACACCAGCAGACCUGCCCGCAUUUGGCCGCGAAAGUGUCUCGAGUCUGGACCCUUCGACUGUCUCGGACAGGCUAGAAUCCACUCAGUCACGGCCCAGGUCGAAACAGUCGUUCCGCAGGAAUGAGCCCAUCGUUAUGCACGGCUAUACUCUCACAUAUCCCGUUGGUUUUCGAGAAGUCUGCAGGGCCAUUCGCGAGAGUGCGUUUGUGAAAACCAGCCUCCCUAUUAUUGUCAGCUUAGAAGUACACGCCGAUCUCGAGCAGCAGGAAAUCAUGGUGCAGAUCAUGAAGGAGGAAUGGGAUGGAUUGCUUAUUGACAAACCUCACGAUAGUUGCCCUAAGGGUCAAAUGCCAAAGCUCGGGGACCUCCUCAACAAAAUACUCAUCAAGGUCAAGAAAGCAGCCUCGAAUGUGGAUCUGUCAUCGACGAUGUCUACUUUGGCUCCCAGUUCAACGCUGGAGGACGAUGCUUCAGGAUCGGAAGAUGAGAGACUUGGUGCUCCCGCCAAAAAACCCAAGUCCGUGAUUGGAGACACGCUCGGUGCGCUGGCUAUCUAUACGCAUAGCGAGCAUUUCAAGAGCUUUGACUCGCCUGCUGCCAAGGUUCCGUCGCAUAUUUUCUCGAUAAGCGAGAAGAGAAUAUUGGAAUUACACUCGACCAAGCACAGUCACAUGUUCACACAUAACCGAGACUUCUUCAUGCGUGCAUUCCCCAAGGGGUUGCGCUUUGACUCAUCGAAUUUGGAUCCGUCACUGUUUUGGCGGAAAGGAGUCCAGAUGGUGGCGAUGAAUUGGCAGUCGUGGGACGAGGGCAUGAUGCUCAACGAGGCCAUGUUUUCAGGUGAGAAUGGAUGGGUGUUGAAGCCACCAGGCUAUAGGAGCGAGGACGUGGCGACGUCGCAAGCCGAUGCCAUUCCUCACCGCAGUCUAGAUCUGCGCAUCACAUUCCUUGCUGGCCAGCACAUCCCGCUGCCAGAGGGCACCGGCAUUGGUAUUUCCAGUGGCAACACGAGGUCGUUCCGUCCUUUCGUCAAGUGCGAACUGCAUGUCGAGAAGCCCGAGGAGCGGUCUGGCGCCAGUAUCGAGGGGGGCGGCCGCGCGCACGACGAGUGGAAGCAGAAGACAGCUCCGGGCAAGACGGAUCAUCCCGACUUCGGUAGCAAGAACAUCAUGGAGUUUGUUGGCAUUCCGAAGGUGGUGGAGCAGCUUAGCUUUGUGAGGUUCAAAGUCGAAGACGACGCUCCCCGGCUCGUCAGUAUCAAUCGUGACCCCUUCGCAGCUUGGGCAUGUAUCCGUCUCGACCGCCUGAGGCCGGGCUACCGCUUCAUCCACCUCAUCGACCCCAAGGGCAACCCGACACGUGGUGUCAUUUUGGUCCGCAUCGAAAAGGUCCUGCGAUGA